AUGGCGCCCCAUCCUGAGAUUGCGACCGCCGGGCAGGCACUCUCGCCCAUGGCCGUGAAUGUUUUGCAGCUGGCCAAGUCAAUGGUCAAGCGUGAACAACCCGCACCAUACAAGGAACUCGCCUCAGCAGGCGCACGUCCACCAAACGACCUCUCCGGACCCGGCUUCCAGGCUCUCUUUGCCCUCAUCGGUGUCGGACUGGCACUCGGCGCCAUCUGGUUCUUCUUCUGGGCCAAGAAUGGCGGCUUCAAGUGGCGCGAAAACGAUUGGGAGGACUACAAGUCGACUGUGCUGAGGCGCAAGGGACCAGACGGCAAGACACUAUCCAACGCAACCAAGAGCACCAGGCUCGGUGGCGGCAGUGUCGUUCAUGGUGGCAGCUACUUUGGCGAGCAGAGCGAAAUUGCUUACACUGACGAGACCGGUACAAGCGUCGACGCCAGCGAGUACCGCGACGCCGAGCGAGGCGAGGGCGGUCUUCGUGGUGGAGAUGGACGAAGGCAUAAGAAGCACCGCCGCGACCACACCAACGAUUACAAAGACCCCGAGCUCCGCAAGUACCGCGAGGAGAAGGCUGCCCGUGUCGGCGGCCUCAACCGCGUUGGCGACGGCAUGUACACUGACUAUUCUGGCUCUCAACCUUCUGAGGUCGGCGGCUCUCAGGUCUCGAGUAACGUACCACUGGUUAAGAAGGAACCCAAGGACCCUAAGAAGGAGGCCAAGGCUAAAGAAGCACGUGCAAAGGAACGUAUGCGCAAGGCCAAGGCCGCUGAAAAGGAAGCUGCGAAGAAGGCUGCUGCCGAAGAGAAGGCUCGCAAGGAAGAACAAAAGGCAGAGGCUAAGCGUGCAAAGGAAGAGCAGAAGAGGUCCAAGAAGACACCCUCCGAAGCUCCCGAAAUGGCUGAAGUCAACCGCCCCAUGAUUGAGUACCGAUCCCCUCAGAGUGACUACAACCCUGGACCUGCAUACACCGAGUACACCGCCCCAUCUGAAGCCGGCACACCCACACGCGCUCCCACAAGGAGCAAGGCACCAUCUGGCCCCCGUCGCGCUCCUCCCUCUGCUGCAUACUCUUUCACUACCGGCGAAGAUGACAAUGCAACCGUCUACACUGGCGUCUCCACUAGCGACUUUGCCAAACCUCCUCCACCCAAGGCCCCCAAGACUGAGCGCUCCGCACCUUCUGAAGUCACCGAAUCGAGCUACUACUCCGAUUACCGCCCCAACGCCGACAAGUCCCUCUACUCGGACCCCAACAAGCACUCCCCUCGCUCCCGCUCAGCCCGCCCAUCUCAAGAUCGCCCCCGCUCUGGUCGCCCAACCUCCGAGUCUCGUCCUCGCCCAUCAGGCUCCCGCUCGCGCCCAACCUCUGAGUCGCCCCGCAAGCAACACCGCACUUCUCGCCCAGCACCUCCCCCAUCCGACAUCUUCACCACUACCAACGGUGACUCCCAGGGCCACAUGAGCUACCCGUGCCACAUCCCUGGUCUUAGCCAGGCCGGCAGCGUACACCCCAUGGAGAGUGUCUCUCAAGUCGGUGUCCCGACAAACGCGAGGAGGGAGCGUGGUGGCAGAGACGUCAUGGACGGCUACCGUCGCGGCGGUGUCCGUGCCGUCGGACGCAGGGACAGCUUGAGCGACAGUGACUAG
This is a messenger RNA of Alternaria burnsii, 1650 nucleotides long. RefSeq lists its product as uncharacterized. Lineage: Eukaryota; Fungi; Ascomycota; Dothideomycetes; Pleosporales; Pleosporaceae. The record is from RefSeq and is a predicted model, not a curated record. Bases 1 to 1650 code for a protein of 549 amino acids. The transcript has a single exon.